AUGGUCCAAUCAUGGCCCUGUGUCUGCUGGGGUUUGGGUUCAACCACCGUCAAAGUUGAGGAGGAGAACCCAGAGUUCUGGAGAGCCCAGGGUGCCAAGGCUUUGCAAGCGGCGCUGAACAGGAAGUUGAACACCAAUGUGGCCAAAAACAUCAUGCUCUUCCUGGGUGACGGUAUGGGCAUUACCACUAUCACAGCAGCUCGAAUCCUCAAGGGCCAGAUGCACAACCAGUCUGGAGAGGAGACAGUGAUGACCAUGGAUACUUUCCCCCAUGCGGGCCUCCUCAAGACAUACAGUGUUGACUUCCAGAUCCCUGACAGUUCCUCCACAGCCACAGCCUACCUGUGUGGUGUUAAGACUAACCUGAACACGGUCGGGGUGAACGCUGCCGCACGCAACGGAAUCUGCAAGACCCAGAAGGGCAACGAGGUCACCUCUAUUCUCAAGUGGGCCAAAGAUGCUGGUAAAUCCGUUGGCAUCGUCACAACAACGCGGGUCCAGCAUGCAACUCCUGCCACAACAUAUGCCCACAGUGCCAGCAGGAAGUGGUACAGCGAUGCAGACAUGCCCGCCUCUGCUAAGAAAGAAGGAUGCACAGACAUUGCCUCUCAGCUCCUAAACGUGGCUCGUUACGUGUGGAACAGGACUGACUUUGACGCUGUGGACCCUGACACCACUGACUACCUUAUGGCCCUGUUUGAGCCUGGAGACCUGCGCUUCGACGUGGAGAGAGACCCCACCAUGGACCCUUCCAUCACUGAGACCACAGAAAAGGCCAUCCGCAUCCUCAGCAAAAACCCCAAGGGAUUCUUCCUCCUGGUAGAAG
Molecule: messenger RNA, 826 nt
Organism: Salvelinus sp. IW2-2015
Lineage: Eukaryota; Metazoa; Chordata; Actinopteri; Salmoniformes; Salmonidae
Source: RefSeq, a predicted model, not a curated record